Messenger RNA from Diprion similis, 1278 nucleotides. It is a transcript of the gene prel, whose product is annotated as protein preli-like. The transcript is spliced from 5 exons. Bases 479 to 1198 code for a protein of 239 amino acids. Gene Ontology annotation, cellular component: mitochondrial intermembrane space. Lineage: Eukaryota; Metazoa; Arthropoda; Insecta; Hymenoptera; Diprionidae. Gene Ontology annotation, biological process: phospholipid transport. Gene Ontology annotation, molecular function: phosphatidic acid transfer activity. The record is from RefSeq and is a predicted model, not a curated record.
ACAGGCAGCAGAAUGGCCUUGCAUCGUAGAUUUCACCGAUCGAGCAUUCUGGAUUAACGUAGUGUUUCUUGGCACUCGUGCAUCGUGUUGAUUGUGCGUGAUAAAAAGCGGCUGCUAAACAAGAUGUAUAAAAUUUGAACAUUUGUCUGAAGCCUGAUGGAUUUGUGAACGGUGACAACGGUGCCGGUGUGACUGAAUUCUAAUCCAUAGCGACCGUUGAAGUAUCUCCAAUAUUUUGAUAAGAUCUUCAAGCUUGGAGACACGAUAAAUAUUCUUGGAUAAAGAUUACUUCGCUCUGUUUGUGUUUGAACGAAGCGCUCGCGUCAGAAUUAAUACUACCCAACCUAAGUCCCAAAAUCACGUGCUCGGAUCCAUUCCUAAUUACAUUUGCAACAUAUUGUCUAGUAUAAUAAAAUCACAUAAGUAUAAAUAACGCAAAGUCAUAUAGUCGUAUACGUUCCAAAAAACUUCUAUCGAAAUGGUUAAAUAUUUUGAAAGUAGUACAAUAUUCCAAUUCAGUUGGGAACAAGUUGCUCAAGGUUAUUGGCACCGAUAUCCAAAUCCUCACAGCACCCAUGUUUUAUCCGAGGAUACGAUAUCCAGAGAAGUGAAGAACAAUAAACUAUAUUCGAAGAGGCUUUUAACAAAAACAAACAGAGUGCCAAAAUGGGGUGAACGGUUUAUAAGUAAGAAUGUCGUGAAAAUUGUCGAGGAAAGUGUUGUCGACCCAAAAAAGAAGACCUUGACUACUUAUACUAGAAAUUUGGGAUACGCCAAAGUUAUGACCGUCAUUGAAAAGGUUGUAUACAAGGUGUCCGACGAGAAUCCCAAAUGGACAGUGGCUGUAAGAUCGGCCUGGAUCGACAGUCAAGUUUACGGAUUCAGCCGGGCGAUUCAGGCCUUUGGAAUGGACAGAUUUAGGAAGAAUUGUGCGAAAAUGUCGGGUGGAUUCAAUUACGUUUUGGCUCACAUGUUUCCGCGAACCGCGGAAUAUAUGAAUCCUGGUCUGGUGCAGAUGGGAUACAUAGACAAGAUGGAGCAACCACCCAUAGCGAAGUUGACGCAUGCUGCAGAGGAUAUUCAGCAUUCGUUUCACGAUAAGGCUGAGAAGAUGAAAGACGCUGCCAAGAAGGCGACCGAUCUUGCCAAGCAAAAGGCUGGACCAAUUUAUGCGUCUUGUCAGCCAAGUCAAUCCUAAUGGUAUUAUUCGAUGAGUCUGUACGAACGUGUAUGAAAACCAAACCACACCGCAUGAUGAAAUAUACAUGUGUGAGAUAA